AGGUGACCGUCCCACCGCAGUCACAGAUGGGUCGCCACCCGCCACCCCGUCUUCCUUGAGUUCAUAGUGCCACACGCGACCAUUAGGCCGAGUACACUAGCCCGUAAUCUAGGCAUGUACCUGCAGAGAACCAUCGUUUGCCCAAAUUUGGGUGACCAAUCAGGGCUGACGCAAGGCUUACGUCUCUUCUACCUGUUCCUGCUGCUUCCCUCGGUCAUCUUGGGCGUCGAGAGGAAACUAACUUCGAACCUCUUGGACCCGACAUGUCCAGACCCUACAAUUCUCCAUUUCAGGUCAUUGUCCGCUCCAAACGGCGGUCAUGACUCCGCUUUGCCGCCUGACACUUCUGGAAGGCCGCCUCACUCUUCCCAUGAAUCAUGUUGGCCGUAUGUAACAACACCAGCCCCCGCUAUCAUUCGACCAGCCCAACUGCCUUACGUUCUGGCGCCUUACUCUCCACACCUUACAAGGGUCCGGCUCGGCAUCUUGACCCUGUGGGCAUCGCAAAACGUCGAAGCGACAGUCCGUAGGCUCGACGACCCCACCCUUGCGCUUGGGAUCUUGCUUCACUCCCACUUCCCUCAUCGUCCCUCAUGCACAGUCUCUUCUGCGCGCACUGCCACUCGAUUACUUCAUCACUCUGCUGCUAGGGCACUUCCAUUCGUUUCAGCGUUCUUUCGGCACAGGUCCGGGCUCCUUCAAUUUGCGUGGUUAGGCCGGACUUGAAGACUUGGGUUGGGUGGCAUAUUGGGCAGAUUUUGCGUUGAAAAACUUUCUGCGCGUACCAUUAGACGAUCUCCUAGGCAGCUACGACGCGAUAUUGAUCUUCUCGACUCCGAACAACUUCCCUGCUUUCACAAACUGCGUGGUCCAGCAGUCAACGAGAAAGAAUCUACCUACCCUACUGUGGAC
Baudoinia panamericana UAMH 10762 is the source of this 912-nucleotide messenger RNA. RefSeq lists its product as uncharacterized. The coding region runs from base 115 to 726 and encodes 203 amino acids. The transcript has a single exon. NCBI's taxonomy places the organism in Eukaryota, Fungi, Ascomycota, Dothideomycetes, Mycosphaerellales, Teratosphaeriaceae. The record is from RefSeq and is a predicted model, not a curated record.